Hypoxylon trugodes is the source of this 2553-nucleotide messenger RNA. RefSeq lists its product as uncharacterized. The transcript has 5 exons. The coding region runs from base 1 to 2553 and encodes 850 amino acids. The record is from RefSeq and is a predicted model, not a curated record. NCBI's taxonomy places the organism in Eukaryota, Fungi, Ascomycota, Sordariomycetes, Xylariales, Hypoxylaceae.
AUGAAGACUCCGAUAGAAAUUUCGGACUCGUCCGGAAGCGAUGAACCCAAUCUCACUUUAUUUAAGGAGAUGAAGUCAGAGAUAUGGGAAUACCUUGAUCAUAUCAAGGAACGAGUCGUCGGAAAUGUUGCUACCUUGAAGCUACAGAAGAGCUUCAUCAAUCCCGGGUUGGUGGUGUCCGACGCUCUCAUCCCACUACCCUUGACACCUCGAGAUGCUGAGAUUAUUAAGAAAGCGUGCGGACAGGCUGCGCCUAACCAGGCCAAUGAGACUCGUGCGGACUCAUCAGUACGCAAGAGCUGGGAGCUCGACCCCACCCAAUUCAAGUUCACCAACCCGGAUUGGCAAGAAUAUGCCACCACAUUAAUGAACGAGACUGCGCAAGCGUUGACCAUGUCACACGUAAGAGCAGUCCCUUCCAAGCUCGUACUGCAUGAAGAGGGCGCGCUUUUCAAGAACCCCAAGAUCGUCCCGGGAAUGGUCGGAAAAUUGAUUAUCUGCCUCCCCUCGAAACAUGACGGCGGUAGCAUCCACUUGUCUCAUGCCGGCAAGAAAUACAUCCUCGACACCGACAAGGCGUGUGAUUUCGGGCUAACCAGUCUCGCAUGGUAUUCCGACGUCGCUAAUGAGGCCAAGCCCCUCAAAUCGGGAUGUCGCCUUGCCAUCAUCUACAACAUCACGCAAACUAAAGGCGACCGGUUCUCUGCUGAGCUAGUCGACAAGCAGUCGGAAACCCUCCGUUCACUAUUUUCUAAGUGGGCGGCAAUCCCGGACGAUCAACUACCGAACGAGCCUCAGCUGAUGUAUGUGCUCGCACAUCGAUACACAAACUCCAGUUUCUCGUUGAGCAAUCUUAGAAGCUGGGAUAGGAUCGUGUGCCAGAGCUUGUAUGAGGUUGGUUUGGACUGUGGAUUCACUGUAUUACUCGCCAACAUGACCCGGAUCCGAUACACAGAGGAUGAGAAUAUGGGCGGCGAAGGAAGGACAAUACUAGAAGAUAUUAGGGCUUACGAUGGAACCCUACUCUGUGCUGAAUGCUGGAUUGAGAACGAUGACAACGUUUCUGGGUACGACUGCGAGGACCUCACUCCCGACGAGAAAGGCGAUGAGAUUUACCCAGGCUAUUAUACGAAGCGCACCUAUAAUGAUACCGUCGCCGUCAUUGUACCUAUGAGUCGCCUAAGUAGGUUCGCUUUUGAUGAUACCUAUGAUCGUGGUGUAAUGAAGUUCUUUCGCGAGGCUCUAAAAGACCACGCAAGCGACGAGCGUGUUCGAGCCAACCUCUUCAAGAUGCUUAUAGACACUAUUCGAUCUGCUGAACCUAAUGCUGAGGUGCUAUCCGAUAUGCUAAGGAUAGCCAUCGAAUCCCAGAAUAAUUCACUGCGUCAUGAGGUUAUCAGCGGACUGCUACAGGACCCGAAAGUUCAACCAGCAGUGUUACCGAUAGUAGCGCAGUUCUUGAAAGAGAGCAGCCUCAAGAGCCCAAAGCAGCAGCCGGACUGGAACUACUGGUUUGGUGAUUUGGUCGGUAGAGCGUCAACGUAUCCAUUGACAGGCUUCCUGGAAUUUACAGCUCGCUUCGAAUCGAUACUUGAAGCUCAGAAUCUGAAGUCUUCGUUUCAAGACUGGAAAGGACCCGCGACGGAUAAGGUGGUUGAGUUAACCCAGCAAUUGAACAAGACCAACUAUAACUUUUUGGUUUGUCUGUUAUCUUCGCGAUCUGGGGAUAUGUCAUGGUUGAGGAACUGGUUCACCCCGGUAUUGGUCGAUAAAGCUACGAAGCAAUUGGUCUGCUUGAUACUGAAAGCUAUCUACGACAAACGGGAAGCAAGCAUCCUCCCCAACGCCACGGAGAUGUUCCGAUGCAUACUGGAGAAGAAUACCGAAAAGCUGGCCUUGGAGAUUGGUGAUUUCCCGAACAAUAUUCAGCCGGCUCUGCCUUACGGAGCCAGGCGCCAAGACGAAACCAAACGCCAAGACGAACCAUGCCUCAAGGACGUUAUCCAGGUCAUUGAACAGGGUUUCGCCAUGAAAUUUACCCAACAAACAACCCAACUUCUCGAGAAGAGUUGUACGGACAUCCACCAAGGCUGCCAGAAGCUGAAGGAGAACGAAAUGCCUUACGUUACUUCGGUCCGAAGCUUCUUACAAUCCAUUCUAGCCAUUUUGAAAAAAUAUCAGGUCCGCCCGCUUGAGUCGGUUAGGGAUAUGUUCGUGACUCUUCUCCGCAAGGUAAUGGUCGCCAAUCCACCAAGGUUGCGGUCUGCUCCCAGACUAGGUAGUCGAGGUCCUUCACCUUUGAAGAUAGACUUUUCGGCCUUCGAUGAUCGAGUCAUGGGUCUUCGAUGCGAGUACGUGGAGUCUUUGUUAGGAGAAGACCUAUAUCGCGAGUUGGUGCUACUAGAAGGCAUUCAAGGACGGGACGAGGUUAAACAAGCCGAGAAGGGCGCGAAGAGAAGGGAAGUUGCCAUGAGAAAAAGGGCCGGCUCACAGCUGAAUAAUUCUCCCGCUUCGAGGCCUAAACUCAUGGACGGACAAUCGGGGUUGAUAUGA